Molecule: messenger RNA, 679 nt
Organism: Monodelphis domestica (gray short-tailed opossum)
Lineage: Eukaryota; Metazoa; Chordata; Mammalia; Didelphimorphia; Didelphidae
Source: RefSeq, a predicted model, not a curated record
AAACCUCUCUCUGGAAAAACGGAGAGAGCGAGUCAGUGUCCACAAUGUCUUCGCCUACUGACGAGAAAGUAGAGACUAGAGCUGGACACCCUCCUGCGGUAAAAGCUGGUGGAAUGAGAAUUGUGCAGAAACACCCUCAUGGUGGAGAUGCUAAAGAAGAGAGGGAUAAAGAUGAUCAAGAAUGGGAAAGUACCAACCCACCUAAACCAACUGUGUACAUCUCUAGUGUUAUUGCAAGGGGUGACAAAGACGUCCCCCCUGCGGCAGCUCAAGUGGCCCACCAGAAACCUCAUCCCUCCAUGGAAAAGCACCCUCCCAGGACAACACAGCACAUCCAGCAGCCCCGCAAGAGAGGGCCUGCCCCAGUCCUGCCAGGCCGGCCCUCCCAGAGAAACAGGAUUUCUCUUAGAUUUUACAUUUAUAAAACAACAAGAAAAGGUUCAAUUUUUUUCCUGUCUAUUUCUUUAGAGAAAUUUAAGACAAAGCAAAUCAGUAGCUCUCUUUGCCUUAUGUUUCUUUGUUUACUGUCUAAAAAUAGAUUAGAUAACCAUGUAUCUUGUUUACCUAAAUGCAAACAACACUUGAAUCUCAUUCCCCCCUAAUUUAGAAUCCUUACUCAGUUUAGAUUUAUUUGCAGUGAUGUUCUUAAAAGCUAGUUUAAGUAGUACUGAAAAAGUUG